Messenger RNA from Penicillium waksmanii, 903 nucleotides. RefSeq lists its product as uncharacterized. Lineage: Eukaryota; Fungi; Ascomycota; Eurotiomycetes; Eurotiales; Aspergillaceae. The record is from RefSeq and is a predicted model, not a curated record. The coding region runs from base 1 to 903 and encodes 300 amino acids. The transcript has 3 exons.
AUGGAUUCAUCUAACUUGAACCCCGGACCCGACGGGCCACAGAAAGACCAAGCCCGGACAAACCAAGUCGAGCCAGCCCAAAUGGACCCAGAAACACCGAGCUUGAACUUGCUGGACUGUCCCAAUCUGUGGGAUCCAUGUCUGGAACUCGACCUGGACACGCUCUGGGCUGUCGAUCUGACAGAAGUCAAUCUAGGCCCUGUCCCAGCCUUAAGUCAAGUUCAACAGCAGGACAAAGUAAUCACAGGGACUCCCGAUCCUAACCAACAGUCCGUCUCGCGAACAAACGCUCAAAUCCAACCGCAAGCCCAAGCCCAAGCCCAAUCCCAGACGGCAAGCCAAAACGAAGCAGACAGCGAAUGGAAAAUAUUCAUCGGCCAAACGAUGCCGGACAGACUGCAAUCGAUAGCGCAAUACAACGCUCAGUAUCAGCAGUCACUUUUCGCGCAGCAACAUCGACAAGCCUCCUCCCAAGCAGCACUCUCCUCCUCUACUUCCACGCCAACAAUAUCAACCACAACACCAACACCAAUGAACCAAUUCGACAAAUUAAUGCAAAGCCAGCCACCCUCAACACCGCAAUCAAAACAGCCUGCAACCCGAGAAGACCUGGAAAAAGAAGUGAACACCCUAACCCGCCGCCUCGCCUUGGAAAAGGAUUAUCUCUACGAGCGCCAUAACAGACUCAACUUCUUCAGCCAGUGCCUGGCGAGUUUGCGGGAGAUUCUUCAGCAUGAGCGGUUGCAGGGUAAUGAUAAGGUUGGGCUUGAGGAGUGGAUUGCAGAUAUGGCGGUCCUGGUUCAUGAUUUACGGGUUGCUAUUGAUGGGGAUGAGGGGUCGGUUAGGGAGGUGGAGGGAAGAUUGAGGGCGGUUUUUAGCGAGCUUGGUGAGGUCCCUGUGUAG